Messenger RNA from Nicotiana attenuata, 2048 nucleotides. Its product is annotated as E3 ubiquitin-protein ligase Topors. The transcript has 5 exons. Gene Ontology annotation, molecular function: ubiquitin protein ligase activity. The record is from RefSeq and is a predicted model, not a curated record. Bases 143 to 904 code for a protein of 253 amino acids. Gene Ontology annotation, biological process: protein polyubiquitination; protein monoubiquitination; mRNA processing. NCBI's taxonomy places the organism in Eukaryota, Viridiplantae, Streptophyta, Magnoliopsida, Solanales, Solanaceae.
ACAACCAUCCGACCAAGCUGUAAGAAUAGCAUUUUUUUAGAAAAAGAAAUCGGGCCGGUGAUAUAACCGCCAAAUAUAGCCUUUCAUCAAAUAAAAGCUGCUGGAUUUAACAAUUGACCCGAUUCGAAAUUGUCUCUAACUUAUGGACUCGAGAUUUAAGCGAAUUGUCAAUGCUGUAGUCGGGAAAUCAUGUCCAAUAUGCCUGAACCGGUUGCACCAUCGGGAAGCAGCGGUUGUUAUCCCAUGUAUGCACGCCUACUGCAUCGACUGCAUCCGCAGAUGGAGCGAUGUGAAGCGAAAUUGCCCUCUCUGCAACGCCGAUUUUGAUUCAUGGUUCUCUAGAAUCAGUUUCUCCUCCGGGACCUUUAAGAAAGAGAAAUUAUCAGCUCGUAACGAGACUAAGAAAUUACACUUAGGGUUUGCCUCAUCUAGGCCGAGAGAUCGAUUUGUGGACCAAAGAGCGAUUAGGAGAAGGAGAGACGAGCUGAAUGCUUUUGGCUCCAGAACGAGGCCGUUCCCAAGGCGGCGAUCCUUUGAUCAGAUUGGAGCUUCAAAUUCAUAUGAUAUUAACAGGAGAAUAAUUCACUGGCGUGCUAGUAUAUAUGAAGAGAGAUUGCAGGCUGUUCGGUUUUCAUCCAAAUAUUGUCUUGUGCAGCGCAUGGAUAAUAGGAGUGCCAAAGAAAAGAUGUUACAGAGAAUAGAACCUUGGAUAAGAAGGGAGCUGCAGGCUAUACUGGGGGAUCCAGAUCCGUCCAUUAUCGUCCAUGUUGUUACCUCACUUUUUAUCUCCGAAAAUACACAUUUGACACAACAGUAUGCCGGAGAUGAUUUUCUUGCGCCGUUGCGACCCUUCUUGCAUGAACAUGCUGAAAUGUUUUGGCAUGAACUGAGAGUUUGGCUGUGAGAGUCAAUUCCUGUCAACCAUCUUAACAAUCAUUUGUGAACAUUGCUGACCAUCUUAGGAUAUAAUGAAAUUGGAAGAUAGAAAAUUUUGUUGGACGCACCGGUGUUAAACUCAUUGCAUUGAAUUUGUCUCUUAGACAAAAAGGUAGAACUUCAUCAUGGUUUAUCUGUCAAACAAUUUUUCUCUAUUGCUUUUAUAGGCAAAUAAGUUCUAAAUAAAUAGCCCUUCCAGGUUCGAGACCAGCAGUGGUAUAUUUACUAGUGAUCUGUUUAGAAUUAGAAACUGCUAUCCUGGUAGUGGAACUAACUACAACAACAACAACGACAGUAAAAUCCCACAAGUGAGGUUUGGGGAGGGUAGAUUGUACGCAGAUCUUACCCUUACCCCGAGGGAGUAGAGAGGUUGUAUCCGGUAGAUCCUUGGCUCAAGAAAACGAAAAGAGAGACAAUAUAUCAGUACUAUCAACGGAAAACAAUAGAAAUAAUAACAACAACAACAACCAGAAGAUAAGGCCCGACACAAUGAAAAACGGAAGAAUAGUGUGAACACAACAAUAGCCACUAGCAGUCUAAGACAAUCCUAUCAGACUAGCCUCACACAUCUACAAAGUAGAAAAAUGCUCAACUGCCUCCUAACCUAGAACCCUAAUGCUCGACCUCCACACCUUCCUAUCAAGGGCCACGUCCUCGGAAAUCUGAAGCCACGCCAUGUCCUGUCUGAUCAUCUCUCCCCAAUACUUCUUAGGUUGCCCUCUGCCUCUUCUCGUACCCGCCAAAACCAACCGCUCACACCUCUUUAUCGGGGCAUAGUAGAACUAACUACCUGAGCUGCAAUUAUAACAUAGUAAAACAGAGAAUAUAACUUCUUUUGAGAAAUAUUCCCUAUGUCAUAUAAUUGCUCUUUUGUAGCUAUUUUCAGGUAAUGUCGUUUCUUUUUCCUGUCGUUUUAAUGUGUUUUUUGCUUUUUGGCUUCGUUCGUUUUAAUAAGAAAUUCUGAAUUUUUUUAGGCUCUCGAUCUCUCUCUUUGUUUAGGGUGGGGUUGUAAUGGGGACUUGCUCUCUCUCUCUCUCUCUCUCUCUCUCUCUCUCUCUCUCUCAAAAGCGCUGUUGUUCGUACCGCGUUCUGUGACUUAGAUAAUAAUGUUC